AUGCCUCGGCCUGGCAGAAAUACUUAUGGAGAUCAAAAACCUCCGUAUUCCUAUAUUUCUCUCACUUUUAUGGCAAUUCAGAGCUCUCAAGAAAAGAUGUUGACACUGAGUGAUAUCUACAAGUUUAUUAUGGACAGAUUUCCUUAUUAUAGAAAAAACACACAGAGAUGGCAGAACUCUUUAAGGCAUAAUCUUUCCUUUAAUGACUGUUUUAUAAAAAUUCCUAGACGACCUGACCGGCCAGGUAAAGGUAGCUACUGGACUCUCCACCCGAACUGUGGUGAUAUGUUUGAAAACGGCAGUCUUCUGCGUCGUAGGAAAAGAUUCAAACUGCCUCGUUCACUUAGGCGGGCCACGGCAGCUGCUUACGCCGAACUGAAACAACUCGAAAAUGCUACACAUAACGCAGUUCAAGAACAAGCUAAAAUUCGACUGGCAGCGCUCGCCGCCGCGCCGUCCCAUUUGCAGACGUUUUCUACGGAGGCUUCAAGAACAUCGGCCACGACAUACAUACAACCAUUUUCCAUAGAAAACUUAAUUGCUCCCACCUACAAAGUUCCUAGCCACCCAAUUCCUAUUCAGGGUCCUUCAGUUCCUCACCCUGUCUUGCCAAGUUUUCUACCGUCAUACCCCUGUUCUCUUCCGUGUGUUUCGACGGCGUCGUGGGCCUCACCUAUCUCUUCUUCCGACUUGCCCUUUGCCCCAGCCUCUCUACCAUCAGGAGUUUUUCCCCAGUUUCUUAACAUGCCCAUGACAGCUCACACUAAGCCUCCAGGGACAAUUUCAUUACCCCAUACCAUCUCUACAAUGACAGCGAGCGUGCCCACGUCCAUCCCGCUUUCUAUUCCGUCCUUCUCAAUGAAGCCGGGAUUCCUACCCAGCCUCCAGAUCCCCGGUCUCUACUCCGGUAGAGCGCUGUUUGGAGCGUUUCCUAUGAUAGCAAGUUCGCCUCCGAGAAGAGUUGAUUCCGCUUCCAGUGACACUUCGGAGAAAUCUCUAGACAUUGUAUCCGACGAUUCAUCAAAAUAA
Molecule: messenger RNA, 1029 nt
Organism: Limulus polyphemus (Atlantic horseshoe crab)
Lineage: Eukaryota; Metazoa; Arthropoda; Merostomata; Xiphosura; Limulidae
Product: forkhead box protein B1-like
Exons: 1
Coding region: 1-1029 (342 amino acids)
Biological process (GO): cell differentiation; regulation of transcription by RNA polymerase II; anatomical structure morphogenesis
Molecular function (GO): DNA-binding transcription factor activity, RNA polymerase II-specific; RNA polymerase II cis-regulatory region sequence-specific DNA binding
Source: RefSeq, a predicted model, not a curated record